GUCUUCCAUUAUUUUAAUUUUGUAGUAAUGAUAUAAAAGAAUCCAGAAUUGCAUAAAUCGAAACAUGUGAUGCCGGAGAGGAGGGAGUGAGUUCCUGCCGAAGUAAACAUGCGAUAACAGUAUGCUAUGCAGGAAUGCUUACAGUUAUCUUAUAUCGGGAAGUUCGAGAAAGCUUCCAACCUCAUGUGUCCAAAGAACCGUAAGGAAUCGAGGCACAGGAGUAUUGUGUCCUAGUGUUUCUGAACAUUCCCAUACACGGUUUCCAUCGCACGGGUUGUUUAUUGCAUCAUUGCACACAAGAAAGCCAGUAUGUUCAACCCAAGUGAGGGCUUGUCAGCUCACUCUGUCAUGGGGUCGUGGACUGUCAUCUCCCAUCAGGAAAAAGUCAAGCUCAAGAUUACGGAAAGAUGAUGAAGCAGAGGAUGAAAAUGUGGCACAGACUAGUUCUGAUGCCUUUGAAUACAACUGGCUAGAGGAUGGUGAAUUCUUUGAUAAUCCAUACCACCAGGAUAGAAAAAUUCAACCAAGAGAUGUUGGAAAAAAGGUUUCAGUUAGUGAACCAGUCAUCUCAGAGUUAAACAAUCUUUUUGGUUUGACUCGGGCAGAAGCUCUCCAUCUAGUGAGAUCUCCUCAGUUUCUUCUGGUAGCUGAUGGUGCUGUAUUGAAAACUUUGUAUUUCCUCAAGGAGCAUGGCAUACCUAGCAAACAGCUCAAAAGACUACCAUGGAUAUUACUGCAAGCAGAAGAUGUUCUUCAGGUGAAGUUUUCAAAGUUAACAGACCCAUACUUAUUCAGAAGCUAUUCAGAUGGCUUAGGAUUUUGUCACUUCACAGCUCAACAGAUUGUAAAAUAUCGGAAGUGGUUUAGUAUUGAAUCAUAUAAAUUUCCUGAUCACCCUAAUCGGCUUUAUUACUUGGCAGAAAGGAUGAAGGUUCCAGUUGACCAGUUGACAGAGAGAAUUGUCAAACCAAAGCGCAUUCUUUUUAUGGACUUGGAAAGAGUGGAACAUAUAACUAGCAUUUUAGAGAGGUAUGAAGUACAAUCAGAGGACAUCUUACGAGACCUCUGGGUGUAUUAUCACAAUCCAGCUAUGACAGAGGAACGGCUACUUCGUGCUACUGAAGCAGGGUGUGAAAGGCCUAAGCUAUGGAUGUGCCGCUGCCCAGAUUAUAUAUUUGAAAGGACAUGUGAAAGAUACCAGUCCCAAAAAGAACUGCUAGGAGAGAAGAGUGUAAUUGAAUAUCUUGCAGAGCGUCUGGAAUGUGAACCAGAGUUCAUUGUAAAUUAUGCACGUGGCAACCCAGGGUUGAUGCGCGCGCAUGUGUCAAAAUUGAAGAGCCAGAUUGACCUUCUCUUCUCUGAGGGGUUUACACCCAAACAGAUCAGGGCCUCCAUGCGUAUCUUAUUGUAUGCGGAGAAAAGAACUGCAGAGAGAAUAAAGAAGCUGAAAGAAAUUGGUUACUUCCCAUCAUCUGUUACUGUUCUUUACAAGACUCCAAAACAAUUUGAGAGCUAUUAUCAGUCACUUCUUCAGAAAUCAAAAGCUCUAAAUAAAUAAUGUAAAUAUUAUAUACCUAUUUAAAACAAUCAUAGUUGAAAAUAAAUAUUUUAUAAA
Molecule: messenger RNA, 1615 nt
Organism: Penaeus indicus
Lineage: Eukaryota; Metazoa; Arthropoda; Malacostraca; Decapoda; Penaeidae
Product: transcription termination factor, mitochondrial-like
Exons: 8
Coding region: 122-1558 (478 amino acids)
Biological process (GO): regulation of DNA-templated transcription; termination of mitochondrial transcription
Cellular component (GO): mitochondrial matrix
Molecular function (GO): double-stranded DNA binding
Source: RefSeq, a predicted model, not a curated record